CUCCAGCCCACGGACAGGGGGUUCACCACCCCCCCGACCCUCUCCCCAAAACCCCGGAGAGGCUUUGCCAUGGGUUUGGGGAAAGGCCUUGACAGCGGGGACCCCGCAGCGGUGACUCAGGGAUGCCGGGGUUGUGAAACAGGCCUGGGAUGGUUUGGGAGACGCCUCCACACAGCCCCGCCAAGCCCAGCCGCCCCGGGGAGCCCGUGGGGGGAACAAGCCACGGCAGCGUCUGGGCUUUGAGCAGCGGCUGACCCGUCAGGCAGGUUUCCCACAGCAGCAGCGCAGCCGGAGCGAGCCGUCCGGGGCCGGGAAUGCCCCUCCGCCCGCUCGCAGGCUGACGGAGCCCCCGGCUCUCCGCUCGCCACCGCCGGAGCCAUGCGGGCGGCUGGGCUGCUGCUGGCCUGGGCGCUGCUGCAUCCCGCUGCCAGCCAGCAGUGCCACCCCUCCAGCCCCGGCGGCGUCCUCCGCUUCACCGACAGGCACGCCGAGAUCCAGGUGCCGGCGCUGCACCGCGUGCCCAGCUCGCUCGAUCCCCUCUACGGCCUCGUCCGGCGCUGCCUGGACCUCAUCCAGCAAAACCCGCUGCCCACAGAGCUGCUCAGGACAGCCUUGAACGACCCCGGCUCUGUGCGGACGUCGCAGGUGGUGCAGUAUGAGCUGGGCUAUGUCGUCUGUGCCGCCGUGGCUCUGCUCUUCACCGUGGCCAUGCCGGUGGCGGGGAUGUGCUUCUGCUACUGCCGGAGCCGGCGGCGCUGCGGGGGCCGCCUCCGUGCCCACCGGCGCUCGCUGGGCUGCCGCCGCCGCUGCCUGCUGGCCUGCCUGUCCUUCACCUCCCUCAUCAUCCUGAUCAGCGUCACCUGCGCCUUCGUCACCAGCCAGAGGGUGAAGGGGCAGAUGGAGCCGGGGCUGGGGGCUGUGCCCUCCACCCUGCGCACGCUGCGACAGCACCUUGCCAGUGUCCCCCAGGGGGUGCAGAUGGUGGUGGACAAAUUCGAGGUGCCCCGAAAGCAGAUAAACUCCGACCUGGGCGGGCUCAGCCGGAGCGUGGGGCUCUCCAUCCACGCACAGCUCAAGGCCAUGACCUACGCGGCGCUGGCGGACCUGCAGGACAGGGCCGGAGACCUACAGACCUCGCUGCACCAUUUACAGAUUGUCCACAGGACGGCGCGGGCGCUGGCGGCGGCGCGGGCCGAGCUGGAGCCGGCGCUGCGGGAGCGAAGGCGCCGCGUGGUCGCGCUCCUGGACGACCCGCGCUGCACCUCCUGCGCCAGCGUCCUGGGCAGGGCGCAGGGCCUGGAGCCGGGCGCCGACUACGGCAAGGUGCCAUCGGUGGAGAAGGUGUUGGAGGCGCUGGCCGGUCUGCCCCGGAGUGACUUUGCAGAGAUGAUUCGCCAGGGCAACGGAACCUUCAACUCCAUCCCAGAGCUGGCUGUGGAGAGGAUGGCGCAGGUCAUCCAGGAUCUGCGGGGCGACCUGGCCCGCACGGCGGAGAAGGUGCAGUCCAUCGCUGACGGCUUCCCCCUGCCCGACUACACCCGGCCCGUGAGCGACGCGCUGGGGAAGGCGGAGGAGCGGAGCCGGCCGUACCUGCGGGAGGUGGAGCGCUUCGAGCGCUACAGGUGGAUCGUGGGCACGGUGCUGUGCUCCAUCAUCCUCCUCAUCCUCCUCUGCAACGUGACGGGGAUGGCCCUGGGGGCGUACGGGCUUUCCAAGCGGGAGGACCCCAGCGACUACGAGUGCCGAGGAGAAGCUGGCGCCAAGUUUCUCCUGGUCGGCGUGGGCUUGGCUUUCCUGUUCUCCUGGCUCCUCAUCCUCCUGGUUUUCGCUACCUUCCUGGUCGGGGGCAACAUCCAGACGCUGGUCUGCAGGAAUUGGGUCAACCAGGAGAUUUAUAAGUUCAUCGACACCCCUGGAAACCUUCCGCCGUCCAUGAACCUCACCCGCCAGCUCAACCUCAGGAGGGACUCCAACCUCAGCUCCACGUACCGGGAGUGCAAGAGCGGCGCCGGGCUCUGGGAGGUGCUGCAGCUCGACAGGUCCUACGACCUGGAUGAGCACCUGAAAAUGUCCAAGUACACGGCCGAUUUCCAAAAACGCCUGGGCGACUUCACAGCGGACCUGGGAGAUGUGAGGCUGCUCCGCAGCGAGGGCAGGCAGGACCUGGAGACCUUCGCCCGCAGCGGGGUGGACGAGGUGGACUACGGGCGCUUCCAGGAGGAGAUGAAAAACCCCGUGGUGCAGACCAGCCUGCCCGGCUUGGCGAGGAACCUCGAGGGGCUGCAGAAAAUGCAGAGGAACAGCACGGUGGCCGGGCGGCUGGCGGCAGAGGCACGGGCGCUGUGGCACAUGCAGAACUCCACGGUGCAGUCGCAAGAGGCUUUGGUGGUGAGUCCAAAAACUGUGGGCAGCGGUGCCACUGGCACCUCCUUGAAGGGGACAACGAGGUUUCUGAGCCUUUCUCACCUCCCUGUCCCACAGGCAAAGCUGGGGGAAAGCGUCCAGUUCCUCUCCCGCUUGGCACCGCACCUCAAGGAGCGGGUGAAGAGGACGCUGGCCACCAUGGCCUCGGUGGAAGCCCGGCUGCCCGUGCAAGCCCAGCAGAUCCUCCGGCAGGAGCUCGGCUGCUUCACCAGGAGGGAGCUGCGGUAUUUCGGCCAGUACCUCAACUGGGUCGGGCAGACGCUGAGGGAGGACGUGGCUUCCUGCCAGCCGCUCGCCACGGCGCUGGACAACGGGCGGGUCAUCCUGUGUGACCGCAUCGCCGACCCCUGGAACGCCUUCUGGUUCAGCCUGGGCUGCUGCACCUUCUUCCUCAUCCCCAGCAUCAUCUUCGCCGUCAGACUCACCAAACACUUCCGCCCCAUCCGCAACCGGCUCAUCUCCACGGGCUCAGAGGAGACCUGUCCCUUCCACAUCCCCCGGGUCACGGCGCUCAAGCUCUAGGAGCCGGGCCGGAGCACUGCAGGUCCCUCUGUCACCUCUCAAGGCUUCGGAUCCCUCUGGCGUCUCUUUCUCGGUGUCCUUUGGGGUCUGGCUCCUUCCUGGGUGUGUGUGGGGCCCUCGGCAUUUGGGAUCCCUCGGGGGCUGAGCCCCGGAGCCCGGCCGAUCCCCCCGGCCCAUCCCGGCUGGAGGGGGAGGCUCCCCCGGCUCUCCGCCGUCCUCUCACACCCACAGGGAAGGGCGCCCGCCGCUGCCCCACCACAGCUCCCCGCUCCCGGGACCCCCGGAGGUGUGGGGCACAU
Prinia subflava (tawny-flanked prinia) is the source of this 3245-nucleotide messenger RNA. It is a transcript of the gene PROM2, whose product is annotated as prominin 2. The transcript is spliced from 22 exons. Gene Ontology annotation, molecular function: cholesterol binding. Lineage: Eukaryota; Metazoa; Chordata; Aves; Passeriformes; Cisticolidae. The coding region runs from base 379 to 2946 and encodes 855 amino acids. Gene Ontology annotation, cellular component: prominosome; apical plasma membrane; plasma membrane. The record is from RefSeq and is a predicted model, not a curated record.